This is a messenger RNA of Solea solea (common sole), 1251 nucleotides long. Its product is annotated as alpha-N-acetylgalactosaminide alpha-2,6-sialyltransferase 1-like. NCBI's taxonomy places the organism in Eukaryota, Metazoa, Chordata, Actinopteri, Pleuronectiformes, Soleidae. The coding region runs from base 73 to 1251 and encodes 392 amino acids. The record is from RefSeq and is a predicted model, not a curated record. Gene Ontology annotation, molecular function: sialyltransferase activity. The transcript has 9 exons.
CUGAUAGAGAUCCAGUCAGUUUAGUAAACUCUUGGAGAUACUUGAUUAAAUGUAGUUGCACCCAUAUAAAGGAUGGCAUCCAAGGUCUCAGGACGUCUUUGUUUCUUGGUGAUUUCACUGACCAUUGUACUUGCAGUGCUAUCAUGGGAUUAUUGGCUGGAGAGCAUCAGCUCGAGUACUUUCUCAGGAAAUCCCACAGAAAAGGACGUGUUAAAAGGUUCCAUUUCACCGACAAAGGCCGCGACUCCUAUGCCGCUCCUCUCAAGAAGUUUCUUCAAAAGGCUUCCUCACUUUGAUUUCGAGGAGGUUUAUGACAUGGACGCUAAGAGCAAACAGACGACAUGUGCUCAGUCUCUGCGCAACUCUGAGGACCAGGACUUUAAGAAGGCUUUCCUUCCCAACAUAGGAUUGUUUCUGCACAAAGACAGUAUUAACAUGAGCAAGUGGAACCAACUCUCACAUUUUAACAAUCCAUUUGGUUUCAUGGAAUUUCACCACGAUGAUGUGAUGCCUGCAGUGAAGUUGAUCCCAAAGCCUAUAGAACCUCUUCUCUCCCCAAAGCCAGGAAGUGGUGGCUGUGUGCGCUGUGCAGUGGUGGGCGGUGCAGGGAUCCUCAAUGGCUCUAAAAUGGGGAAAGAGAUUGAUUCACAUGAUUAUGUUUUUCGGAUGAACGGUGCAGUCAUCAAAGGGUAUGAAGAGGACGUAGGGAACAGAACGUCGGUGUACGUUCACACAGCUCACUCCAUCACUACGUCACUGACAGUCUUCAAGCAGUACGGCUACACAUCGGUCCCUGCUGAUGAGGAUAUAAAAUUUGUGCUGAUUCCUGAAGGAAUGAGGGAUUUCAUUUGGCUCAAGGCUCUUAUCAAACGAGAAAAAUUUAACAAAAAAGUAAACGAGGAGUUGUAUGCUGGGAAGUAUAAUGAGAGCCGCUUCUAUGUGCUGCACCAGGACUUUCUCAGAUAUGUGCGAAACAGGUUCUUGAUGUCUGCUCAUUCGAAAGACUCACUCUGGUCCAUUGUCAGUCCAAGCGCUGGGGCAUUCACUCUCUUCCUGGCCCUGCACACUUGUGACACAGUCAGUGCAUAUGGAUUUAUGACUGAGAACUACAAGAACUUCUCCAACUACUAUGUACAAAGAAAUAUUAAAACCAGGGUUGCUUUCUUUGCCAACCACGACUAUAUUCAGGAAAUGAAACUCUGGAAAAAACUGCACCAGAGCAAAAUAAUAAGGCUGUAUGAAAGAGUGUGA